Messenger RNA from Culex pipiens pallens (northern house mosquito), 2831 nucleotides. RefSeq lists its product as uncharacterized. The transcript is spliced from 8 exons. Bases 123 to 2789 code for a protein of 888 amino acids. Lineage: Eukaryota; Metazoa; Arthropoda; Insecta; Diptera; Culicidae. The record is from RefSeq and is a predicted model, not a curated record.
UUUCGUUUUUACACAGUCCGACCUUUUGUAAAAGACGUUGAUAAUAAACUGUCAAACAGCUGUUAAUUUUUUUUCUUUAAGCUUUGUAAGAAAUCAAAUAAUAAGUCAAAAAUCAAAUUAAAAUGCGUAACUCGAGAAAUUAUUCGCUUUAUCACAAAGUUCGGGGUGUUCCGUACUCAAGAAAUCCAAAACCGAUCUCACGAAGUGCAGGAUCUUCGCCAAGUACCACGGAAAGGGUGACAGUUUCCGGCGUAGGACUUCGGGCGGGCGUUUCCGGGGAGGGCAACGGAAGUUCCUCUUCAAAUGACGAGCUUUUGUUCCAGAUCGCAGGACCAUCUCGGGCGGACGUAUUCGGGAAGGACAACGGAAGUUCCUCUGUCCCAAAUCAGGAGAUCGCAGGACAACCUCGGACGGGCGUUUCCGGGGAGGACAACGAAAGUUCCUCUUCAAAUGACGAGAUCGCAGGACCAUCUCGGGCGGGCGUUUCCGGGGAGGACAACGGAAGUUCUUCUUUCCCAAAUCACGAGACCGCGGGGCCAUCUUGGGCGGGCGUAUUUGGCAGUAUGAGUCCGGGAAAUGAGUUCCUAGACACUGGCGAUGAUUUCAACGAUCAGGGUAACGCAACAGAUUAUGACCAUGAAGGCGAUGAAACGGAUUCGAACGCAGAAUUUGGUCCAGAUGAUUUUUUUGAGCACUCCGAAGAGGACUCAAUGUUUGAAGAGGGUGAAAAACUGAAUCCCAACUUAAACAUAACUAAAAAUGAAGUUAUCCUUAUGUUGAUGAACAUAUUCAUGCGUCAUAAUCUCACAAAUCGCGCCAUGGAGGAUCUUUUGCGCAUGUUAAACAUAAUCUUCGGCAGAAAAUCGCUACCUGAAUCUUUUAGCUCAUUUCUCGCGUUAUGCUCGUCACAAGAUUAUCAUCGACAUUAUGUUGGUGAUAAUUGCAAACUCUACCAAGGAGAGAAUGUUGCUGAGAGCUGCUCAAACUGUUGCAAUACCAAGAAGUCAUUUUUUAUAUCUUUCGACUGGGAAUCAAACUUAAAGCGCAUUCUCGCGAAGCACUGGGAGCUGAUCGUAAAUCACAGGCAAUCAAGUAAUGAGGAAAAUGAUAUAAAAGAUAUCGUUGAUGGGAAAAUCAUAAAGAACGUGACACAGCAGACAAGAUCAAACGCCACAGACAUAAGCUUGAGUUUCAACACUGACGGUGUAGCAGUUUUCAAUUCUAACACCCGGAAAUCCUUGUGGCCCAUUAUUGUGACUAUCAACGAACUUCCGCCUGAUUUGAGAUUCUCACGCCGGAACACAAUCGUCGCUGGAUUAUGGCUUUCACGUGAGGAACCAGAUUUGAACGUUUUCUUAACGCCGUUUCUAGCCCAAAUACAAAAAUUGUCGGAAAAUGGUGUGCAGCUAAACGAACAUACCAAGUGUUCUGUUUCGACGGUUUGUUGCUGCGUUGAUAGUGUGGCUAGAUGUAAAAUUCAGCAGCUGAAACAAUAUAACGGUUAUGAAGCUUGCAGCUUUUGUACUCAUCCAGGUUCUCUUGUAGAAACAAAGCAAGUGCGAUACAAAUAUUUAGAGAACGUUAGGCCGCGAACCAACAUAGAUGUACUGAAAGCCAUGGCAUUGUCCAACCAGCGAGGUGAACCUGUAAACGGAUUUAAAGGGAUAUCACCACUUGUUUCGAUACAAGAUUUUGAUAUUGUUGAAGGCUGUCCGGUUGAUUAUCUUCAUUGUGUGCUCCUUGGAGUAUGCAAAUUAAUGGCCAAGUUGUGGGUGGAUGGAGUGGGCAGCGAUUAUUACAUCAGAGCGCACGUGGCACAGAUUGAUAAUGUUCUAGAUUCAACGUAUUCAUUUCAUGAAUCAUCAAGAAAUGCCCGUAAAUUCUCCGAUCGAAACUCAUGGAAAGGCAAUGAGUGGCAAGCUUGGCUACUUUUAUACGGUCCAAUUUGCUUGUUGAACGUUUUACCGCAAAAAUUUUACGACCAUUUUUGUACUCUUUCAACUACAAUCAAAACUAUGUUGUGUGGGCCAUUAAAUUCACAAGUAAUUGGAGAAUGUGAAGCACAACUAAGCCAAUUUGUUAAACAAUUUGAAAUGUUUUAUGGAGAACAACACAUGAACUACAAUGUCCAUCUCCUGCUGCAUUUAUCUAACUGUGUACGUAAUUUUGGUCCCCUUUGGGCAUUCUCUUUGUUUAACUUCGAGGAUUUAAAUGGAGUGCUCAAAAAAUUUGUUAAAGGUCCUAACAGCCCAAUUUUGCAGGUCACAAUGCGAUGUAAUUUAUAUCACGAACGUUUUUAUUCACCAAUGUUUGAACUAGUACAACAAAAAGUAGUAAGUUUUUGUAAAUCAUUAGAUAGUAAGCCUCAAAUUAGCACCAUUGUUGGAAAAUGUCCCAUUGAACUUUUGGAGACUAUUGAACAUGAUUAUGCAGACAAUUUAUUUUUCAUUCAGAACAAUUUUAUUACCGGUAAAUAUCUCUUCAAGCCAGAUCGGAAAUGGCCAAAUGAAUCUGAACGGUUUAGAUGUGAUUCUACUUUCUCAAUAGUGGAUGAUGGGCAUACCAUUUUCGGUAUUAUCAGACAAAUUCUCACUAAAAACACGAACGUAUUUUUCGUUUACAUACCAAUAGCAAUUAAUCACAUCAAUGAUUGUUUUGCUAGUGGAACUGUUGCAUCUCGUAGAUUAAAGAUGGUCAAGAUUAAUAGUAGCUUAAAAAAAUGUGUAAGAAUUAAAAGAGACGAUACGUUGUAUGUCUGCAAGGUAGAUUUUGUGCCAUAUAAGGAUUAAUAUAACGUAAAAUUAAUGUAUUAAAAAAUAAAAUUGUUCAAU